This is a messenger RNA of Vollenhovia emeryi, 1197 nucleotides long. RefSeq lists its product as uncharacterized. NCBI's taxonomy places the organism in Eukaryota, Metazoa, Arthropoda, Insecta, Hymenoptera, Formicidae. The transcript is spliced from 6 exons. Gene Ontology annotation, molecular function: sequence-specific DNA binding. The record is from RefSeq and is a predicted model, not a curated record. Bases 156 to 917 code for a protein of 253 amino acids.
UUCCUAGACACUUCCGUGCACACGGCGCGACACAAAUGGCGUUCGAAUUGUCACAAUUGUUGACACACCUUGGUUGAGUCUCCUUGGUCUCUAGUCCUCUUGGUCGCUACAUUUCAUCGGUGCUGAAGCUAUAUUGAACAAUUACCACAAAUAAAAUGGUUAAUACGUGUUGUGUCUGCGGAAAAGAAUACAAUCACAACGAAAGUCGCACAUUUCACAGCUUUCCUAAAAAUCCAGACCUGAAGCAAAAAUGGUUUGACGCAAUUGGUAAAGUUGUCAAGUAUUCUGCUCGUAUUUGUAGUGAUCAUUUUUCUCAAGAUGACUUCAAUCGUUACACUAGAGAACGAAAACGUCUGCUGCCAAGUGCAAUACCUUGCAAGCAGAAUAGAAGCAAUCCAGUACGCAGAGAAAUGAACGAGCAGAUAAGUGAACAUUACAAAGGCAAGACCCAUUUAGACAUAGUGUUUCAUGAACAGCAUUCCUGCGAUACAAAUGCAAUUAUUGGUAAUAAUAGCUCGCAAACUUCUAUCAAAAGUGAUGUGGAUAUUAGUAAUUCCAAUCCAGAUGAUGGAAGCAUAGCUACAAAAAACCACACGAGUUACAGCUGUAUCGAUGAAAAGCCCUGUACUUUCCCAAGUAAAUUUAACGACCAAAACGGCCCGAGUACUACUACUAUUAGAAAAAGACAAUUAGGUGUCUAUGAUAAAAAUAUACUACGUAAAAGAAUUUGCUUGGACCUCCCAAAUAACGAGGUCGCAGCUUUUACAAGAAGCAACUUCACAUCUGAUGAGGCGUGGAAUACAUUUGUCCGCUCAACUGUACAUAUUAGACAGAAGAGGAAGAUUCUUGUCCAAAAAUGCAGACGUUUGCAAAAGAGCUUAUCAGUUAGAAAGUUUGUUAGAGUCUCUUGGAAAUAAGCGCUUAUUUACGAAUAGUAGUAUAGAUGAUAUGAAAGUAAGUAAUGCUACAAUAUUAAUUGCAGAUUGUUAAAGAUAAAAUAAACCUACUUUUUUUUUUCAUAUAAAAGAUGAGGCAGAUUCAACUAUAAAUUUAAUAAAUCAUUUUGGUAAAAUUUGGUAAGAAAAUUAUCCUUAUUCUUUUACUAGAGGAUAUAAUUUUACUUAUAUCUUCUGCUUAUGUUUACCGCAGAAACUUGUAUUUAAUUGUACUAAUGUCAAGAUAAAAGUAACGAAAAUA